Molecule: messenger RNA, 1736 nt
Organism: Triticum dicoccoides
Lineage: Eukaryota; Viridiplantae; Streptophyta; Magnoliopsida; Poales; Poaceae
Exons: 2
Coding region: 104-841 (245 amino acids)
Molecular function (GO): protein binding
Source: RefSeq, a predicted model, not a curated record
CUCAUCUUCUUCCCCCAAAUCGUCACACUCCUCGCUCCCGUCCUCACAUCCCAACCCAUAGUAGCACUAGGGUUUCCCAACUGAGCUCUCACACGGCGGCGGCAUGUCCAGCGGCGCGGCGGACGACCGCCAGAUCCGCGUCGCCCCGGCCAUCCUUGAGCACCGGGGCCAGUUCCCUGCUCUUCUGCUGCCGCAGCGGCGUGCCCCCUGGGAAACAGCCUCGCCGCCGAUCCCCGACGAGCUCCUGCUGGACAUCUUCCCCCGGCUGCCCGUCGCAGCCGACCUCGUCCGCGCCUCCGCGGCCUGCGUCUCCUUCCGCCGCCUCAUCGCCGACCGCUCCUUCCUCCGGCAGUACCGCAAGAUCCACGCCCCACCCCUCCUCGGCUUCCUCGACUUUCGCCAAGUCUUCUACCCCGCCGAGCCGCCUCACCCCUCCGCGUCUGUAGCCAAAGCCGUCGCCCUCGCCGCUGACUUCACCUUCUCCUUCCUCCCCGCCCCAUCCGGUGACUGGGCCAUCUUAGACACCUGCGACGGUCGUGUCCUCCUUGCCAGGCGACACUACGCGGAGCUGGUGGUGUGCGAUCCCUUGCACUGGCGGCACCUCCUGCUUCCCCCGAUCCCUGAAUUUGAUGAGUGGGUUCGUUCGGUGGAGAAGCCACGCACAUUUGGAUUGCACCUCCUUCUUGUUGGCGGCGGCGAUUGGCAGGCUUCGGAAGAGAUAUUUUUCAGAGUGAUAUAUGCGACAGCCGACCAACAUAAGGAGGCUGUCUUCAUCUUCUCUUCCAGCACCGGACAAUGGCGAGCUACUCCAUCGACAGUGCGAUUGGAUUUCUCAGGGUAGCUCCAGUAUGCGUAUGGCUGUUUGUAUAAGGUGACAAAGUGCAAUCAGAAGUUACAGGUGCUUGACACCCAGAGUAUCGAAUUUUCACUCAUGGACCUCCCUUCGGAAGCCAGAGCCGCUCAUGUGCAAAUAGCCAUUGUGGAGGCAGGGGAGGGCAUCGUAGAGAUGUUUGUGCUACCACAUGAGACAUCUGUCCUCAGUUAUUUUGUUUGGCGAAACAAAGGUGCAAGUUCCAACCAGUGGCAGUUGGAGAAGACAAUCUCACUUAACUCUUCUUUGUAUCAUUUCCCGGAGAGUUCAACACUGAGGAAAUUGUACCUACACCGUCAUGGAAGCCCAUCAAGUGAUGCCGGCCUUUUCUCAAUGGACGUCAAGACAUUCCAGCUUGAGAGGGUGUUUGGUUCAAACUAUAACAAGCUUUACCCGCGGCCAUAUAACAACUUUCCACCAUUCUUGUCGACACCGACUGUAGGUGUUGGCAAAGGGACUGAGAAGGAGAUGGUGGAACAAGGCUGUGCUACAAGCUCAAAUGCAUUUUAAUGCUGGAGGUCAGCCAGUGUUGUAGGGUGCUUUUGGCUCUAGAAUGAAUCUCAACACAACCGCUGUCUAGAAUGGACCUGGAGUUAUCAUGUCUUAUUUGCCUUUAUCUAAAAAUUAUUGGUGCUUUCGAUUGUUGGAUUAGCUAGCAAGAUUGUUUAGUUUCUGGACAAUCAAUAGGCUAACUAAUAUUAUGUUUAGUUUCUGGCCACUAAAUAGGCUAACUAAUAUUAUGUGCCCAGUGAAUGUGAUGAUGUUGUAUGGCUGCCAAUCUGUGUACCUGCUAUUUGCUUCAACUGCGAGUAUGGCUUGGAACUUGUCAGCUAUAUAUGUUGAGUUUAAGGAGAAAGGCCAACCA